AUGGAACUUCUCGACCGUUUUGGCAAAUGGGCUCAGCUCAAGAUCUACCAGAUCGAAGUCACCUUCUCUGUUUACAUGUUCACACCUACCGAGCGGUUCAUCUUUUGGUCCAUUGUCUUCCUCGUCAACGCCCUCACCCUUAUCGCCACGAUCCUGUACAUGCCGCAGCAUAUUGUCUUCAUCGUGAACCGCGCGUGGUUUUACAUCAACGGCGACAGCAUCGAUGUUGUCGGGGUGGCAAAGGACGCCGCCCAAACACUGGCGGUGAAGGCCGCAGCCAACUCGCAAACGAUCAGUUCAGAGGCCAUCUCGGAGAUUACAAACGCGGCAACCACUGCAGCAAGCGUAGUUAGGGAGUUGUAA
Messenger RNA from Pyricularia pennisetigena, 363 nucleotides. RefSeq lists its product as uncharacterized. The record is from RefSeq and is a predicted model, not a curated record. The transcript is spliced from 2 exons. Bases 1 to 363 code for a protein of 120 amino acids. Lineage: Eukaryota; Fungi; Ascomycota; Sordariomycetes; Magnaporthales; Pyriculariaceae.